Exophiala viscosa is the source of this 1674-nucleotide messenger RNA. RefSeq lists its product as uncharacterized. Bases 391 to 1641 code for a protein of 416 amino acids. NCBI's taxonomy places the organism in Eukaryota, Fungi, Ascomycota, Eurotiomycetes, Chaetothyriales, Herpotrichiellaceae. Gene Ontology annotation, molecular function: 2-oxoglutarate-dependent dioxygenase activity. The transcript is spliced from 4 exons. The record is from RefSeq and is a predicted model, not a curated record.
AAGCAACCUUGGCGAUGAGGUCAAGCAUCCAUAAGACAUUGCCCCUAUCACUUGGCUUGCAACUGAUCAGCCUCCUUGACCAAGUUGACAUCAACUUCUUUGCUCGCGAAUCGAUGAAUGACCGUCUUCAGGUGGAUGACAGGAAGAAUCCUUUCAUGCAAUCUAGGGGCAAUCUUACCUCUCCGUAAUACCAGUGCUCCGGGGUGCUGCACCUAAGAUGUCCGGGUCUGGAUCCUACUCCCGGGCAGGGAGUGAGUCUGCAGGAAGUCUGUGUUCGGCGGACCCCGAAAUCAGCCCCAGAACAAGGCCAACUAGUCCGUGGCGAAUGGCCUAGACAGGUUGUCCUUCUAGCCUUAUCUCUGCAUUAGGAAGUCCGUUAACAACCAAUUCAUGUCCAUCUUGGUCCUUAUCAUCGCUCAUCAUCCACUCCUAUUGGACGACAAUCGACUGCCUCGAUACUUGACAUCUCGAUUAUCUUCCAGAUCACAUUUGCUUCAUUUGAUGCUUGAAGGGGCUGCGAAUUUGUUCUGCGCAAUAUUGGGAUUGUACAUUUCGUGUACAUCGACGCAGGUACUCGGCGGAGCCCGAUCUGCGAACGAGGACGCCAUGGACAUACCAAUUAUUGAUUUUGAGAAGAGCUCGUCCUCUCCCAAAAACGUGGCAGAGGAUCUCUUGAAGGCGUGCGCCGAUUGGGGCUUCUUUUAUGUCAAGAAUCAUCCGAUACCACAAGAGGCUGUUGAUGGCAUGUUUGACCUGGAGAAGUCAUUCUUCGCCCAAGAUAACUCAACAAAGCUAGAAGCGCCCUACAUCCCGUCCAAAAACGCCGGCUUCAAGCCCGCCAGUUCCAAUGGAGCAUACGGCAAAAAGACCGACCCGCGCGAGGCUUUCAGCAUCAACAAAUGGCCCACUGAAUCUCACGCCUCGAAAGCCCCCCUUCCACCGAUCCUAGACCAAGCACGUCCCCAGAUCCGAUCCUUUCAAAAACACGUCCAAUCCUUCACAAGCCGACUCCUCGAACUCAUCGCCCUCGCCCUUGACCUGCCCAGCACCCAGUUCACCUCCCAACAUGAUGCGUCCGCCGAAAACUUCGACAACUUCGAGCUAAUGCACUACCCGCCCGUCGCCCUCACAGAGAAGGAAGCAUCACAGGCCAUCAAAUUCCGCAUCUCACCACACACCGACUGGGGCACACUAACCCUCCUCUUCCAACAGUCAAUAGGCGGCCUAGAAGUUCGGCCUCCAUCCUACACUUCACCCUCCCUCGACUUGGAGCACGAAACUUGGACGCCUGCACCCGUCUACGAUGACAUGGUCCUGAUCAACAUCGGGGAUAUGCUCGAGUUCUGGACGGCCGGACGCCUGAAGUCGACGUGGCAUCGUGUUGUACCGACAGCACUGCAUGGCGGCGUGGACCGGUAUACGUUCGCGUACUUUCGUCAUCCGAAUAAAGAUGCGGUGCUGGUCCCGAUCGAGGCGAUGAAACGGGACGGGUGGGUGCCAAGGUAUGCUGGUAUUGGGAGGACGGCGGAGCAGCAUAUUCAUGCUAGGAUACACGGGCAAUAUGGACUUGUCAAGGACGACGAGAAGAAGCCUGAAGGUGUAGUCAGUGUCGCUGUGGGGGAGGUAGCGGCACAGGCAUAGAAUUGGUUAAACUCAUUUUGUGAUGAUGAAAAG